Messenger RNA from Helianthus annuus (common sunflower), 860 nucleotides. RefSeq lists its product as uncharacterized. The record is from RefSeq and is a predicted model, not a curated record. The coding region runs from base 236 to 613 and encodes 125 amino acids. Lineage: Eukaryota; Viridiplantae; Streptophyta; Magnoliopsida; Asterales; Asteraceae. The transcript is spliced from 7 exons.
AACAAAGUUAGGCUAGACGGUGUGGGCUUCGUCCCACCCCCGUCGUGGCCCAGCGACGAUCUGCCACCCAUUUCUCCCCUCCCGUCGUCGUCGAGUUCGUCGAGCCUAGGACGAUCGAGACGCUCUACAAAAGCCAAAAAGUUAGGUUUUUUCCGGUUAUGAUUUCGGUUCGAUCCAGCUGCUUGGUAGGACAAUAAAUGCAAAGGCGAAUCUUGGUUUCCUGCUAAUAUGUAUCAUGUUUUCUUCAAGGUGGGAAGGGAAGGAUUUGCAUGAUUUGAUACCAAGAAACACAGGCAUCUAUGGGGCGAUGGGUUUGGUAGGAAACUUUAUAUGCUCAACAACGGGAAUCGAUAGUACAGGAGGAUACUCGCCAUCUUUAGAUGCCAUUGUGCAAGGACUUGGAUAUGCUGCUCCACCAAUUAUGGCUCUUCUGUUUAUACUAGUCGAUGAAGUUGUGAAAGUGUCGCCUCAUGCUCGUGCAAUACGGGAUGUAGAAGAUGAGGAGUUACGAAGUUUUUUCUAUGGAAUGUCUCCAUGGCAGUUUAUAAUGAUAUUGCAGCAAGCUCAGUUGGUGAGGAGCUAUUUUACCGCGCUGCUGUUCAGGGUGCAUUAGCAGAGGUGUUUUUGAGGUGGAAUGAUCUUGUCACGAAUGCAUCAGGAAUGGCUGCACUGACCGGGGUUCUGCCUCCAUAUGUGCCAUUUGCUCAAGCAUUUGCAGCAGUUAUCACAGCUGCACUUACACUUACAGGAUCGCUUUAUUAAUGCAACUUUAUGUUGUCUGUUUAUGUAAAAAAAGUAGAAGAUUAAAAAAAUAAAAACAUAAAAGUGGUGGGGUAGGAUCAUCUAGGACCAUCCUCCCA